This is a messenger RNA of Populus trichocarpa (black cottonwood), 2256 nucleotides long. RefSeq names its product silicon efflux transporter LSI2. The record is from RefSeq and is a predicted model, not a curated record. The coding region runs from base 450 to 2090 and encodes 546 amino acids. NCBI's taxonomy places the organism in Eukaryota, Viridiplantae, Streptophyta, Magnoliopsida, Malpighiales, Salicaceae. Gene Ontology annotation, biological process: transmembrane transport. The transcript has 4 exons. Gene Ontology annotation, cellular component: membrane.
UUACUGCAUUAUUGAGCUUUUUUGUUAAUGCAUUGUCCUCUUGACACGUUGCCAUGUCGUGUUACCGGGUGUCUCUCUCAAGAAACCAAUUCUCUUGCCAGACAGCUAGCUAAUGUGUGAUUCGCUGAUCCGUUUCACUUCUCUUCGUUUACUGAUAAAAAGCCUUCCAUAAAACAAACCCUGUCCACCCCAUUACCAAAAAGUAGUUUUUUAACGCAUAGAUCAUGCUGCUGGAAUAGUAACUCCAUUCACUGCAGAUUAUUAGCAUUCCCUUUUUGUUCAGCGCUGGAUCUUCAAGCUUUAAUAGAAUCCUCCUGGUUUUCACUUCUGGCGCUUCGUUUUUGGCAAGAAAAUGGUGUGCUAUCAAAUGGAUUUUCUUGAAUUAUAACAUUUUAAGCCUUUGGAGAUUGAGAAAAGAUUAGGAAUUGAAUCUCAUCGAAACUGCAAACAUGGCUAUGGCUCCUACAGUGAAAGUAGUUCUAGGCUUAAUUGCUUUUGCAAUUUUCUGGGUACUGGCAGUUUUCCCUUCUAUCCCUUUUCUACCAGUUGGAAGAACUGCAGGUUCCCUCCUGGGAGCUAUGCUGAUGGUUGUGUUUCGAGUCCUAACCCCAGAUCAAGCAUUUGCUGCAAUUGAUCUGCCAAUCCUUGGUCUUCUCUUUGGGACAAUGGUUGUCAGUGUUUAUCUUGAGAGAGCAGAUAUGUUCAAAUACUUAGGUAAGUUGCUCUCCUGGAAAAGCAAGGGAGCCAAGGACCUGCUUUGUCGAAUUUCUGUGAUUUCUGCCAUUUCAAGUGCUCUUUUCACUAACGACACCUCUUGUGUGGUUUUGACUGAAUUUAUAUUGAAAAUUACAAGGCAACAUAAUCUCCCACCUCAUCCUUUCCUACUUGCCCUUGCCUCAAGUGCAAAUAUUGGGUCUUCUGCCACUCCAAUUGGCAAUCCUCAAAACCUGGUUAUAGCUGUUCAGAGUAAGAUUGCUUUUGGGAGUUUUGUUUUCGGAAUUCUACCGGCUAUGCUCGUGGGAGUUGUUGUGAAUAUUCUGAUCCUUAUGUGCAUGUACUGGAAGUUGUUAUCUUCUGCUCAGAAGGAUGAAGAAGAUGCAACUGCAGAGGUUGUUGCAGAUGGCGAUGUCAUUUCUCAUCGUUUUUCACCUGCCACCAUGUCACAUCUUACAUCUUUAAAUUCUCUAGAAUGGAAUUCUAGACUAGAAUCAGUGAACAUGCAAAGUUCUCCCAAUAUGAGUGGUCAAGUAAACCAUGCUGAGACUCUUAGAAACCGAAUAAAUUCAACUGAGAACGAAAUCCACAGUGACUCUUCUAGUGUAUACGAGUCUGCAAGAAAUUCGAGUGCAUCAAAAGAGAUAACAAAUGAUGCUUCUUCCCAGAAAAGAGACGAAACUGUCUCUUCAAGGAGGAUAGAGUCAAUGGAUAGAUCGAGAGAUUUAUCAUCAAUGCAGUUUUCAUCAGGAGACUUUGCCACAAAAUGGAAAAGGAUGCUGUGGAAAUCAUGUGUUUACCUUGUUACCAUAGGCAUGUUGAUUGCAUUUUUUUUGGGUCUGAAUAUGUCAUGGACUGCACUUACUGCUGCUCUUGCUCUUGUGGUUCUUGAUUUCAAGGAUGCUCAACCAUGCUUUGAGAAGGUCUCGUAUUCCCUUUUAAUUUUCUUUUGUGGAAUGUUUAUCACGGUUGAUGGCCUUAACAAAACUGGAAUUCCAAGUGCUCUGUGGGACUUCAUGGAGCCUUAUGCACGCAUAGAUCAUACUGCUGGAAUAGUAAUUCUUGCCCUUGUCAUACUUGUGCUGUCAAAUUUUGCUUCAAAUGUACCAACUGUUCUCUUGCUUGGAGGACGGGUAGCAGCCUCAGCAGCUGCAAUUUCAGCUGCUGAUGAGAAGAAGGCCUGGCUCAUCUUAGCUUGGGUGAGCACAGUAUCUGGGAACCUUUCACUAUUGGGAUCAGCUGCCAACUUGAUAGUCUGUGAGCAAGCUCAUCGCGCCCCACACUUUGGUUACAGCUUAUCUUUUUGGAAGCACCUUAAAUUCGGAGUUCCAUCUACUAUUAUUAUUACUGCCAUUGGUUUAAUACUUAUUAGAUGAUACUUGUGUUUUUAAGCUAGAACAGUCCAUAUUUCAUUUACAGUUACUUGUGUUUUUAAGCUAGAACAGUCCAUAUUUCAUUUACAGUUUUUUGGCUCAAAAGAUAAUAGACCCCGGGUGUAUCAAAUUGGGUGUUCUUGAGAAAUGUGGAUCCGUAUUUCUUUCA